Messenger RNA from Theileria parva strain Muguga, 1697 nucleotides. RefSeq lists its product as uncharacterized. The coding region runs from base 148 to 1665 and encodes 505 amino acids. NCBI's taxonomy places the organism in Eukaryota, Apicomplexa, Aconoidasida, Piroplasmida, Theileriidae. The record is from RefSeq and is a predicted model, not a curated record. The transcript is spliced from 2 exons.
AAAAUGUUUUAUAGGCUUCUUCAUUGAUCGUAUGUUAAUGGAUUCAUAAUGAUUCAUUAAUAUGAUGAUAUGAUGUAACUGUGUUAUAAUUGAAUAUUAGAGAAUCAUUAAAGACAUUUAUCACCCAGAUAGAUCAGUUCUAUCAUCAUGACAUCAAUAAUUACAAUUCUGAUAAUAGAAUUGAUUGAAUGUGUGUUUGGAAUUAAUUAUGUUGAUGUCAAGAAUUAUAAUAUAUCUCUUGGAGUUAAUGUGUUUCAUGGGAGAUUUGACAAAGAUUGCAAAUAUUUUAUGUUUGUUGGUGAUUUGGAACCCAUUACUCAAUUAAGAUUCGGAAAUGAAUUGAUAUUUCCAAAUGAUACAGGUUCAAAUAAUUAUAACCUAUUUGUUGAAAUGUUCAUAAAAAAUAACAUUAAGCUGGUAUCAUUUUAUGUCCACACAUUUCAUAAAGGAUUAUUGAAAGAAGUAAAAAGAAAGGUCAUCAGCAUAUCUUGUGACACAUACAGUUAUAUAGGACCAAGACCAAAACAUCCAUUUAUAAACAGGAUGAUUUCUGAACAUGAUAAUUCUUGUGUCGAAACAUACUAUAUUUAUGGUUAUUACAAAGAUUUUACAUUAGAUGGUAAAUCAGGUCCAAGAUAUAGUUUUGGAUAUGUUUAUGAUUCGGGACAUCCUGUUGUUGUAGGUUAUACAAAGUAUCCGUACAUAAUUGACGAAUGUGAAACAUUUUAUCUUCGAAAACGAAUUUUUACUUAUAACCAUCCAACUCAAUUAAUUUCUGAACCUUUCAUGACUGAGUUUAGAAUAAGCAAUAAAUAUAAAUAUGAAUUAAGAUCAAUAUUAGGUAUCAAAUAUUGGUUUUUAAAACAAUACAAUGACGAACUAUUAUUAAAUCAAGCUUAUAGGAAUUCAAUAAAAUUUUACAAAAUAUAUGUAAAUCAUGCUGGAAUUCCACUUGUUACAUUGGACAUAUCUGAGCUUGUUACUCCUAAAAUAUUUGGAUUAGAAAAAGUUACAGGAUCGAUGGCUAAUAAUUGGACUUAUAAAUUAUACAAGUUGAAGAAAGAAUACGAAAGUGAUUGUAUAAUAAGAAUGGUUAUUGAUUCAAGAAUUGAUAAUAGAAACAGGGUAGUUUUUUUUCAAAGACAUGGUAAUACUAGUUAUGAUAUUGAAGUAUACGAAAAUAAUGAACAAAAAUACAUAUUUGAUUAUUAUAGACCGAAGACGGAGGAUUCAAUGAUAAAAAAAUUGAAAAUAUACACCAAAAAAGAUAAGCAGAACAAAUUCAAAAAAAUAAAAAAUAAAGAACAUAAAAAUACAGUUAAAAUGAUGAAAAAGUGCCAUCCGAUAAAACUAGAUGUUACAGUAGAUGAAGAACAACCAUCUUUAUUCAAGAAGAAGGAAAUAUCAAACAAAGAAUUGACAAUACAUCAUUUUUCAAUCAAUGAAACUAAUGAUUUCGGAGAAUCCAUAUUGAAUAAAUAUGUGUUUGGGCGAGUUUUUAGAACGACUAGUUUUGAAUUAGGUAACAUACCACAGGAACCUUUUAGAAAACACAGGGUGAUGAUUGUUGGAGACAUAAAUACGAAUAAAUUUAUAGUAAGGAACAAAUCUACACUUGAUAAUUUGAACACACCACAAUAUCAGUUGUUCCGACUAAGAAUAUAAUAAUAAUAAUUACACACUAAUAAUAUUUGUUA